AUGUCCCUGCUACUGCUCUUGGCCAUGCUGUGUGUUGGGUCACAGGCUCUAAAAGAUGGUUAUCAGCUCCAAGUGCAGCCGUUAGUGCGGGCGCAGGAGGGACUCUGCGUGUUUGUAUCCUGCAAUUUCAACUACCCCAAGGAAGGCUGGUACACCACUUAUGGCUACUGGUACCGACAAUACAAGCAAUACGGCAUAACAAAUAUUGAGCUUGUGGCCAGCAAUGACGGGAAGAAACUUGUUUCAUUAAGCACCCAGCAGCGCUUCCAGAUUUCUAAAAACCUCGAAAAUGGAAACUGCUCCCUGUUCAUCACAGAUGUCCAGAAAAGAGACAAGGGACUGUAUUACUUUCAGGUGGAGAGAGGUCAAUCCGUGAAAUACAGUUACUAUGAGUCAAUGGUCUCCUUGGAAGUGACAGAUCUAACCCAGCCAGAUGUCUACAUCCUGGAGCCCCUGUGGCCGAACCGUUGGGGGACCGUCAUCUGUGUGUUCAGUGCCACCUUCGACAUGUGUCCAACCCCCUCUUUCUCUUGGAAGGGGCCAGUUCUAUCCACCAGUCGGUCCCAAGUCAACACCCACCGAUCUUCAGUGCUCAAGAUCGCACCCCGGCGCCAGGACCAGGGCACCUCCCUCACCUGCAGCGUGAGGUUUGGCCCACAAGGCCGUAUUUUCCAGAAAACCGUGUGGCUUGAUGUGGGUUACUGUGGGCUCCCACGUUCCUCUCCUAAGCUGACCUUCUUGCUUCCAGACGCCCCCAAAGACCUCGUUAUCCGUGUUUCUCAGGUUAAAGGUGCAGCUCCACAGUCCCAAGGAGGGGACGCCCCAUCCUUCAGCCUUCAAACCCAGCAAGGAAGUUUCCUGCAGCUGCGCUGUGAGGCCUCCAGUCACCCUCCUGCCUCUCUGAGCUGGUCCCUGGGGGAACGAGUCCUCUCGUGCUCCAACCCCAAGGAACCUCAGUCCCUGGCGCUGGAGCUGCCCUCAGUGCAGGCGGGAGAUGCGGGUAGCUACACCUGCGGGGCUGAGAAUACUCUGGGCCAGAGGAUGCGUGUGGUCCACCUGGAGGUGCAGUAUGCUCCUGAGGACCUGAGUGUGACGGUCUCCAUAGAAAAUGGUACAGUCCUGCAAACCCUCCAGAAAGCCAACACACUCAAAGUGCUCCAGGGCCAAAGUCUGCAGCUGCGCUGUGUCGCUCGUAGCAGCCCCCCAGCCACUCUGAGUUGGACCCGGGGCCCCCUCCCACAGAGCCCAGUGCUGCCCAGCGAGCUUGGGCUCCUGCUUCUUCCCCGGAUGCAGCCAGACCAGGAAGGAGAAUUCACCUGCCAGGCCCACAACAAGCUGGGCUCCCAGCAAGUAUCGGUGACCAUCCGUGUAUACUCACAACCCCAGCUGCUGGACCUCCACUGCUCCUGGGAGACCUCGGCUCUGCACUGCAGCUGCUUGGCCCGUGGGCGGCCUGUCCCUGCCCUGCGCUGGUGGCUGGGAUCCGAGCUGCUGCCAGAAAACAGCAGCAAAGCCUCUGUCCAACUCAGCACCCAGGGACUCUGGGUCAACAGCUCCCUGAGGAUCCUAUGGGAACUUGACACUGGCCUCACCCUCAGCUGCCAGGCCUGGAACUUGCAUGGGGCACAGAAUAGUUCAGUCCUGCUGCUGCCAGAUGAGAAAGGGACUCUCAGAGGUGCUUUUUCCAACAAAGUCCUGGUGGGCACUGGCAUUGCAGGGUUCCUGAGUCUCUGUGUUAUCCUAAUUCUGAAGAAUCCAAAGCAGAAGCAGAAGUCCCAGGAGGAGCACUGUGCUGGGAAACAUGCAGAAGCCACUCCACCACAAGAGGCCAGCCAGGACCAGGAGAUUCAGUACUCACAGCUUUACUUCCCUGGCCGCAGGCCCCAGGUGCUCCAGGCACCCAACGACAGCCAUGAGGAAUAUGUGGAAAUGAGGUUCUGCUGA
Messenger RNA from Suncus etruscus (white-toothed pygmy shrew), 1944 nucleotides. RefSeq names its product sialic acid-binding Ig-like lectin 10. Gene Ontology annotation, cellular component: plasma membrane. The coding region runs from base 1 to 1944 and encodes 647 amino acids. Gene Ontology annotation, biological process: cell adhesion. The transcript has 10 exons. Lineage: Eukaryota; Metazoa; Chordata; Mammalia; Eulipotyphla; Soricidae. The record is from RefSeq and is a predicted model, not a curated record. Gene Ontology annotation, molecular function: sialic acid binding.